AAACAAACGUCGCCUAAUAUUAAAAACAUCUGAUUAAAAUUAGUAAAUAACCAAGUGAUCGGUGAUUAUUCAAAUUAUUUUUUUUAAGUUCCCAGUUCCGAAUUUCCAAAAAAAUCAUUUAAACUUGAGAAUGGAUAUGUUCAAGUCGUUUAUUUUUACCUUUUGGGCGUCUUUGUGUGAUAUUUAAACGUGUCAAAUCAAUAAAUUCAGUUCUGUCUAGUAGAAUGAUCUACUUAUAAAGUUGCUGACCACUGGUCAAUACUCGACAAAAACAGUUCUUGUUUUAAAAAUAUGGAACGCUCUAAUAAAGGUGAUCAUUCAAGAAAGAGUGAAUAUGCAGAUGGAGAAAAGCCUCUUAAGAAAGCUCGAUAUGUGUGGGAAGUUAAAGGAAAACAUCACUUAAAACAGCCUUCGAAUAAUUCUGCUAAUGCAUCCACAUCAAAGGAAAAUACACAAAAUGGUGUUAAUUCUGAAGAUAAUCAAAAGCAGGAUUCCAUUUCUUCAUCUGUAACUCCAACAAAAAAUUGUUGCUUAAAAACUUUUUUGGAUAAAACGGAAGAUAUAAUGGAUAGAGACAGCUCGGAUGAGGAUGAUUCUCAAAAGCUACCCUUAGAAAGUAGUCUUGAAAAUGAAAUACCUGUUACGCUAGUAUCUGCCCAACCUAAAAAUCAAGAUUAUUAUCUAAGAAAAUGGCAAGCCAGGCAAAUUGCAAGAGGAUUUGUUGAUAAUACCAUAAACAGCAUGUUGGAAACUUGGGGUGAGCUUGUCCCAACUCGAAUCGAUACAACUGACUUUGUAGAAAAUUGUGAAAAUGAUGGUCAGGUUGAAGAUGAUGCCAUUUUAAUGGCUAUUCAAUCACAUGGGCUACAAUCUGGGUGGAAGAGUAGCCCCAUUAGUGAGCCAAACAGUUCUGUUAGCAACUCAACCACAAAUUCUAAUUGCAGUUCUAAUUUUACCACUACAGUUUGUAGUAAAAUUGGAUCUGAUUCCAUUAUAUUAGAAAAAAAUAGUAACAUUCAGGAAUCCACUUGUGAUAAUUAUGAAAAUAUUCAAAAAGAACAUGAAAAUGAAUCAUCCGUAGCAUCUACAUCAAGCUCUAUGAGUGUCGAUACAGUUAGUUCUGUUUCAAAUCCAUAUGAUGAAGACAUAGGUGAUGAAAUGAAUUUUUUAAAUGCUGCUGUGUCAGUAGCGAUUCAGAAAAAAGGUCUAACCUAUGGAUAAAUUUUUGUCAGAAUUUAUCACAAAUAUUAUUUAAAAGUAGAUUUUUCUUGCUUUGCUAAUAUCAUAAUUUCUGUCUUAUCAGUAAAUAUCUGUAUAACUUUUAUCCAAACAUAUAUUUUGUUGUAUAUAA
Sitophilus oryzae (rice weevil) is the source of this 1351-nucleotide messenger RNA. RefSeq lists its product as uncharacterized. The coding region runs from base 292 to 1221 and encodes 309 amino acids. The record is from RefSeq and is a predicted model, not a curated record. NCBI's taxonomy places the organism in Eukaryota, Metazoa, Arthropoda, Insecta, Coleoptera, Curculionidae. The transcript has 4 exons.